CACCACUGAGAUGGAGGCCCCACUCCCUGGUCUCUCCCUGCUCCUUCUCCUCCUGGCAGUGGGAUGGGGAAGCAGGAUGGAUGCAGCCUGGGCAUCAUCUCCUGGGGGCUGUGAGCUUGUGCAGAGCAUCAUGGACUGCACUGGCAGAUGGCUGAGUUCCAUCCCAGGAAACCUUCGAGGCGAUACCGAGGAGCUGUUUCUUGAUGACAACACUAUCCAGGUCCUGGGCAAUGCCUCCCUGCUCCUGUAUCCCCAGCUCUGGCAUCUCAGCUUGACCAGGAACCGGCUGGAGCUCAUUGAGCCCGGUGCCUUCCUCAGCAGCCAAGGCCUGGAGGUGCUCUCCUUGACAGACAACCUGCUCUUCACCAACUACUCGCUGACAGCCGCUGCUCUUUCUGCUCUGCCGGCCUUGAGGAUGCUGGAUCUGACUGGAAACCAGCUCAGGGAGGACAUGGUAUCAGUUUUAGUCUCGAACAUCUCUUCCUUGGAGUCCCUGUCUCUGGCCAGGAACAUCAUCAUGAGGUUGGACUCGUCCACCUUCACAAACCUGACAGAGCUGCUGGAGCUGAACCUGGAGAAGAACUACAUCUUUGAGAUUGACAAUGCCUUUGAAGGGCUGCAGAGGCUGCAGAGGCUGAACUUAGCUUACAACUACCUCCCAUGUCUGGUGGGGUUUGACCUGACCCAGCUCAGGGUGCUCAAUCUCAGCAACAAUGUCAUUGAGUGGUUUCUGACCAUGGAAAUUGAUGACCUCUUUGAGCUGGAGGUGCUGGACCUGUCCCACAACCGCCUGCUGUUCUUCCCUGUGCUGCCAAGGCAGAGCAAGCUGCACUCCUUGCUGCUGCAGGACAACAGGAUGAGCUUCUACCAGCGGCUCCCCAAUGGCACCUCCCUGGCCAACGUCACCAUGCAGUUCCUGAUCAUCGAUGGCAACUCCACCAACAUCACCACGGUCAGGCUCUGGGAUGAGCUCUGCCACAGCAACCUCUCCUCCCUGCGCCUCCUGGACAUGAGCCAGAAUGAGGUCUGGGGCCUGCCAGAUGAUUUCCUUGCCCAGAUGCCCUCCCUGACCCACCUGAAGCUCAGCCAGAACUGCCUGGAGGCAUUUCACCUGUCGGAGGAGGACACCUUGGCCAUGCUGACAGAGCUGGACCUCAGCCACAACCAGCUGGUGGAGCUGGGGGUGAAGGUGGGCACUGGGGACAUCCUGCCCAGCCUGAAGCUCUUCAACCUCAGCUCCAACAGGCUGCAGGCUCUUCCUCCUGGGAUUUUCACCCACACCAGGAAGAUCACUACACUGGACCUCAGCUACAACCGGGUUGACCUCUGUCCCCAGCCAGGUGAGGCCCAGAGUCUGUCCUGCGUGGACAUCAGGGGCGUGGAGACCUUGAGCCACCUUUCCUUGGCUGGCUGUGGUCUGCAGGGGAUGGGUGGCCGCCCCUUCCAGGGGACAUCACUGAUGCACCUGGACCUCUCUGACAACCGCCAGCUGCUGUCCAGGGACCUGGGCUGGCUGCAGGACCUCGUCCUGACACUGCAGGUGCUGUCUCUGAGGAACACCAGCCUCUCCUCCACCACGGACUUCUCUGCCCUGAGCAGCCUGGUGCGCUUGGACCUUUCUGGGAACUGCCUGGCCGCGUUCCCCGCCUGGCUGGGCGCGCUGAGGCUGCGCAGCCUGGACCUGCGGGACACCUGCCUGCCGGCCCUGCCGCGGGACCUGCCACACCAGGCACUGCUGGGCAGGAGCCUGCGGGAGCUCUACCUCAGCCAGAACCCCUACAACUGCUGCACGCUGGGCUGGUGGGACGCCCUGCAGCAGGCCCAGGGCCUGCAUGUCCCUGACAGGCAGGAGGUGACCUGCAGGCACGGCCCCCGCGCGCUCAGCCCCGGCGCGCUGCCCCAGCCCGUCCUGCAGAGCUGCCAAUGGCAGACGGCCAACAUGGAGCUGCUCUACCUGGUGCUGGCUCUGCCCACCUGCCUGACGCUCCUGGUGGCCUUCGUGGUUGUCUUCCUCAUGCUCAAGGAGAAGCUGCUGAAAAUGGUGAAAAAUCGGUGUGGGGUGUCCAGCCCUUACUAAUGGCUGAGGAAGAGGAAGGGCUCGGGAAGAGUCAAUAAUAGGGGGUGGUCAGGAGUGCAGGUGAUAACCCCUCCAAGGUGGUCAAGAUGGAAAGGUGAUGGAUGCAGGACAGGAGGUGCUGGGAGAGCUGCCAUUCCUGCCCUCAUGGUACCAAAGGGUGAGAGCUGUGUCUGGUGAUGGAGCGCUGGGAAUCCUCGAGGAACGUGUCUGCAGCAGAAACCUUCAGCUGGUGCUGGUGAGAGCUGGGUGGACAUGACAUCAAACAUGCCUUGGCUGAAAGGACAGGUUGCCCAGAAAAUCUUUGAAUGCUCAUGUGUGGAAGUGUA
This is a messenger RNA of Agelaius phoeniceus (red-winged blackbird), 2403 nucleotides long. It is a transcript of the gene NRROS, whose product is annotated as negative regulator of reactive oxygen species. Lineage: Eukaryota; Metazoa; Chordata; Aves; Passeriformes; Icteridae. Gene Ontology annotation, molecular function: protein binding. The record is from RefSeq and is a predicted model, not a curated record.